Messenger RNA from Trichoderma virens Gv29-8, 996 nucleotides. RefSeq lists its product as uncharacterized. The transcript is spliced from 2 exons. The record is from RefSeq and is a predicted model, not a curated record. NCBI's taxonomy places the organism in Eukaryota, Fungi, Ascomycota, Sordariomycetes, Hypocreales, Hypocreaceae. Bases 1 to 996 code for a protein of 331 amino acids.
AUGGCCUUUAUACGAAGCUACUUCCCUGCUAAACCAUUACUCCUAGAAAAAGAUGUGGCUGAUUUGAGAGAUAAAGUUUUUAUCAUUACCGGAGGUACGGGAGGUAUAGGUCUUGAAUUAGCCAAGAUCUUAUAUCACGCCAAUGCAACCCGAAUUUAUCUUCUUUCUCGAUCUUCGCAGUCUGGUGAUGCAGCAAUCGCGCUGGUCAAGACAUCGGAGCCUCCUCCUGGAAUGAAACCACGUUCUGCCGGACAAGAAGACACCAUUCGCUUCAUUGCGCUCGAUCUCGGAGAUUUCUCCAGCAUCAAGGCAGCAGCAGAAUCAUUCCUAAAGGUUGAGUCACGCCUUGAUAUCAUAUGGCAUAAUGCAGCCGUUAUGCUUGCCCCAGAGGGCAGCGUUAGCAAGCAGGGUCACGAGUUAACCUUUGCAACUAAUGUUUUCGGCCCCUUUUUAUUACAGCGCUUUCUGACUCCAAUCAUGCUCAAAACAACCCUAAAUCCUGGUACAGCGAAAAAUUCUGUUCGAGUUUGUUGGGCCGGGUCUGGCGAAAGCGUACCACCACCAGGAGAAGAUGGUAUUUUGUGGGAUGAUUGGAAGCUAAGCUCUACUGAAUUUGGCGGCUUCAAAGGUCGUACCAGUAGAUACAUGCAAAGCAAGGCUGCAAACGCAAUACUCGCAGCCGAGAUGGCGAAGCUCCAUCCGGACAUCAUCAGCUGCGCAUUUAACCCGGGAGCUAUCAAGACGGAUAUCGCCCGUCACGCACCGUGGUUCCUGCAAGUCUUCCACAAUUUUAUGUCUCACCCAGUACGAUUCGGUGCCCUGACGGAGCUUUAUGCUGGAUUUUCAGAUGAAGUUGCCAUGAGAAAUGGAUGUUUCAUCGUUCCUUUUGGUCGUGUCGGUACAACUUCUCCAAAUGUCGAGGCUGGAAUCGCGGAGAGGGAUUCUGGCAAGAGGCUUUGGGAUCUGUGUGAGCAAAUUGUCCGAGAUUAUUACUAA